ACCACAUUCACUACAUUUUCAAUUCAAUUUUUCCCUUUAUUUCCAAUAAAAAUAUUUUCCUUGAUAUAACUGAUACAAAAAUUAAUAAUAAAAUAUGAUCGAAUGCAGUUAAAUUGAUUAUACAUUGUGCACACACAAACCGAUGAUCACAGAUCAGAUUCAUCCUUCAAACCCUUAUUUUUGAGGACCAAGGUUUAACUCUGUAAGAAGUGUAACAAUGGGAUUGCCGCAAGUAACUUAUAGUGAGCCUUCUGAGGUCACAGUGUCAUUGAGUACAUUGAGUACAUUAGUGCAAAAUCGACCAGCAUUUGCUGAUAUGAGCACGUGUGGUCUGGAAACUGGAUGUGUGAGAUCAAGUAGUGGGAAUGCUAUAUGCAGUUCGAUAGGAGAACUUAAUGAACAAAAAUCACCGGAGAAUAAUUUAUCAAUUCCUAUGAGUGAAAGAAGUCCACUUCCAUUUUCUAGGAUUUUGGGUUUUAGUAUGAGAAAUUCUUUAACUUCUAAUGCUCAGAAUUCAGAUGACUCUGCACCUUCGUCUACCUAUGGUAUUACUGUUGGUGAAUCUGAAUCAAAUGGUUCACUUGCGAGGAAGCGAAUGCUGUCACCUUUAAGCAGUAGGAUUUUUCCCAAGCAAUUUAGCGGUGCUUCUUUAGAUAUUGGUGGCAGCAAUUUUCAAAGUGAUUCACAAAAAAAUAGUAGUAGUUAUAGUAGACUCACAGGUCAAGAUUUCAAGAAAGCUAAUAUUGGGAGAGACAAGGCUUUCAUUUCACCAGAGUCUUCUGUGUCUAAUUACGCAGCACAGAAUGACUUUGUGUAUGAUAGUGGCAUGGGAUCCUCUGUUUGUUUCACUGAUGGCCCGGUGCUAGAUCAAAAGGAAUUAUUAUCUCAUGCUUGGUGUUCGUCACCUGGUCUUGACCCCUUGGGUGAAUCAUGUAGGACAAAGCCCCGAACUAGUGCAAUCUUAGUAUCUGCAGAGACGAUAACCUCUAUUCCUCUCUCUUUAUCUCCUCUUGGUCCUAGAUUGUCUGCUAAUAGCAAAGCUGAAGGAGGAUGCAGGAAGGAAAGAAAAGAGUAUAGAGGUGAAUACCUUACUUUUAGAGACACGGAAGAGGCCCUUAAUAAGAAUGCUCUAGGCAUCAUCUUUUCAUAUGAAGAGGAGGAGCAUUCAAGAAUAGAGAGUAAAUCUUUCGAAGAUACAGCUUUUCUGCAUAACAAUUUACAAUCGACUUCAUCAGAGAAUAAAUUUGGAAAGAGUUGGCCUUUCAGUCGAGAUAUCGCAGGGUUUUCCCCUUGCACAAAGUUGGAUAGAAAUAUGAAAGGACUCCCUGUGAGAAGGUCACUGGUUGGUUCAUUUGAGGAAUCUCUUCUGUCUGGUCGACUAUUUGGAAAUUUUACUCAGAAAAUUGAUGGUUUCCUUGCUGUACUAAGCGUAACUGGAGGGAAUUUUUCACCAAAAUCGCAGAAGCUUCCUUUUUCAGUAACCAGUAUCGAUGGAGACAACUACUUGCUAUACUGUGCAUCCAUAGAUCUUGCAGGAAAUUCUCCAUCAACAAAGUGCAGAAGAAACUCUAAGGAAGACCUAUGCAUUGGGAACUCACGUAGUUCAAGGAGUCGUUUACGUAUCCCAGUGAAAGGGCGGAUACAGCUGGUUCUUAGCAAUCCUGAAAAGACGCCUCUUCAUACUUUCUUUUGCAAUUACGACCUGAGUGACAUGCCAGCUGGUACAAAGACAUUUUUGCGCCAGAAGGUGACUCUAGCUUCCUCUAGUCCAAUAUCUACAGAGGGCAAAGAGCAUUGGAAAACUUCAGACAUGAAGAAUGAAAAUAUGCAAGUUUCGGAGAUGUAUAAAUCUGAUGAAGUUGUCAGAGUUAGUGAAGGUUUUGGGACCGGCAGUGAAACUGAUGUAGACCAGAGGACUGGCGGCAUUGACUGGUUGGAUCGGUGUCAUGUACCUGACCAUAAAUCUGCUCAUGUUUGUUCAAAGGUCAAUGGGAAUCCUGGCAGUGUAGGUGCACUGCGGUAUGCUCUUCAUCUCCGGUUUCUAUGCCCUUCUCCUAGAAAGUGUUCAAGAUCAGUUGAGAAAGGCAAGUCUAAAUUUCUAUCACAGCCGCGAAGUAACAUAGAUAAUGAAGAGAGGAAAAUCUAUCUGUACAAUGAUCUGAGGGUGGUUUUCCCUCAGCGCCAUUCUGACGCUGAUGAAGGAAAGCUGAAUGUGGAAUAUCAUUUUCCAGAGGACCCGAGAUACUUCGAUAUCAGCAGCUGAAAGUCAGCAUCAUUAUGAUUUAAUCCCGCUGUUUGUAUAUCAAUUUCCAGCACAGUUGCGGAAUGCCGUUUUAUCUCAAAGUGGUUUACACAAGACGGUCUGAGUAAAACAAUAAGGUUCAUGUCAGCCAGGCAAAUGUGUGGAUUGUAUUAGCAUUAUACUGCUCCCUGCUUGUAUAUAUUGUAACAUUGAAAAAGGUCACAUCUUCUACUACUACUAACAAGUAGUAGAACAUUGUCUCAAUUUAUAUAACAUAUACUUAAUGCAGAUAAUUAGAUACUAAUGGUGCAAGUUAUAAAAGUGUAGCCAUUUAGAACUA
Messenger RNA from Daucus carota subsp. sativus, 2582 nucleotides. RefSeq lists its product as uncharacterized. NCBI's taxonomy places the organism in Eukaryota, Viridiplantae, Streptophyta, Magnoliopsida, Apiales, Apiaceae. The coding region runs from base 218 to 2263 and encodes 681 amino acids. The transcript has 6 exons. The record is from RefSeq and is a predicted model, not a curated record.